Molecule: messenger RNA, 5340 nt
Organism: Plasmodium gallinaceum
Lineage: Eukaryota; Apicomplexa; Aconoidasida; Haemosporida; Plasmodiidae
Product: conserved Plasmodium protein, unknown function
Exons: 2
Coding region: 1-5340 (1779 amino acids)
Biological process (GO): deadenylation-independent decapping of nuclear-transcribed mRNA
Cellular component (GO): P-body
Molecular function (GO): protein binding
Source: RefSeq, a predicted model, not a curated record
AUGAAUUUACAAGAAAUUGAUGAAAAAAUAGUUUUAGAAGGAAAUUAUGUAAGAAAUCCAUUUUAUUCAAAUAACGUAAAAAUUAAAACAUCAAAUAUAGUAAACUCAAUUGAAGGAAUAGAAAAUAAAGCUAAUUUUUUAUCAUUAAGUGAAAAUGUAAUAUCAAAAAUAAGAAGUGAUAGUGCAGAAAUAAUAAAAAAAGAAGGAGAAAUUUUGGAUGUUAAUUCACGAAAUGUUUGUUAUGCUUUAAAGAAUGGAAAAUUUCGUUUAAUAAAUCAAAACGGAAUAAAUACAACAAGGAUAAAAUUGUUGUAUGAAAAUGAAGUUUUAUAUGUUUCAUUCAACAAGGAAAAUGGUAACUAUUUAUUGCUAUUAGAUAAUAAAGGACAUUUAUAUAUCUAUAAAAUCAAUGAAUUUAAAGUUGAAUUGGUAUUAUGUUUAAAUUUUCCUUCAUAUGAGAAAAAUCCCACUACUAAUUUAAAAGAAAUAAAAAAUACAUUAAAAAGUGAUUUUCCAAAAAAAGCUAGUUGGCUACCUAAAAGUGAUAAGUUUUUUAUUACUGGUCAUAACAAUUGCCUAUAUAUAUGGAAUAUUUCUUUAUUAACAAAUGCAAUGAUUAUGAAUAAAUUAAAAGAUAAAAUUGAUGUAAAUGAUAAAUUAAUUUCAGUUUGUGCUAUAACUUUAUCAUUUGAACAAAUAUUACAUAAAUAUAAUUACUUAUUUAAUGAAGAUUUUAAAAGUACAGAAGAUUUACAUGAUAAAAUUAUUUUAAAUACAUACAGCCUAAGUUUAAAUGGAAAAUACUUAUUUGCACUUAUUAAAAAUUAUUAUUCAGUUAUAUGGAAUGUUGAAAGAAAUAACCAUUUUAUUAAAUUUACUCUAGUUGGAUUAUGUUCAUUAAAAAAUGAAUUAUUAAAAAUAAGAAAGCAAUUAAAUAUAAAUACUUAUAAUAAUAAUAAUAAUAUAGAAAUAUCGUCUGUUCAUAUUCUAAAUACUUUUUUUCAAUCAAGUGAAGAUGGCAUUAAUCAGAGCAAUUAUUACCUUCUUGUUUUUCAUAGUUACUCUUGUAUAUCUGUAUUCCCAUUUAAAAAUAAUAUUGAUGUUAGUGAAAAUUUUUGUGAAAGUAUUGAUAUAUUAAAUGAUUCUAGUAUACAAAAUAUUUAUGUUCAAAAUGGAAUAGAUAUUGAAAAUAUAGAGUUAUUUGUCGACCCUUCCGAAUUUUUUGUUUUUUUUAAUCUUUCUUAUAAAAUUCCUAAUAAAGAUAAAGGAGAUAUAAAUAAAAGUUUAAUAUUUGUUUUAGAAGUUUUUAAUAAAAAAAGAUUAGAUUUUAAUAUUCAUCCCAAAUUUAUAAAUUUACCAAAUAAAAGUAUUUUACCUCUUUGUUCCAUUAGAUUACUAAAAAUAAAUGAUUGCUUAAAAUUUGCAAAAGUUUUAAAUGUAUCCGUUUCUUCUUCAUCCUUAAAUAUUAUUAAUUUAUUUUUGUUUGCUAUCAUUUUUAAUUCCUCUAAAAAAAGUGUAAGUGUUCAAUCAUUUUCUGCACCAAUUCCUUUGCUUAUGGGGGAUGUAUGCAACAACAAAGAAGCAUCUUUUCCCAAUAAUGAUAAUAUUUGUGAUAAUAUAGAUAAGGGUUUAAAAAAUUGCGAUAUUAAAAAUAUUUAUGAAAAUUUUUAUGAUAAUCUGAAUAAUAAAUAUGACUUAGAGAACUCAACAAAUAUUCAUAAAAGAGAAGAAACAGAUCAAAACAUACUAAAUAAUUCUAAUAACAAAGAAUUUUUAAAUAUAUUAAAAAAUAAAAAAAAUAAAGAUACAGAAUUGGUAAAAAUGUAUGAUGAUAUGAUUCAAAAAGGAAAUUUGUUAGAGAAUAUUUCAUAUGUACCUAUUACAAGUGAAGAAAAUAUUAUCCUCAAUGAUUUUAAACGGAAUGAAUAUAUAAAUGAUGAUAAUAUUAAUAAAAGUAAUAAUAAUACAAUAAAUAGAAAUCCUCAUAUUUUACAAGAAUUGAUAAAUAAUGAAGAAAAUAAUGUAGACAUGAGAGAAAAAUUAAAAGUAUUAUUAAAUAAUAGAGAAGAUAUUUUAAACAAGAAUAAUAACUCAAUUAAUUAUAUUGAAAAUAAAGAAAUAUCUAGAAUUUUGAGUGGAGUAAACAAUGAUGGAAUUGAAGUAUUGAAAAAAAUAGAAAAUAAGGAUGUAAAAUAUUUUAAUGAUAUAAAUGAUAAGGAAGAAUCCUCUAGAAAUGCAAAUAAUGCUCUGUGUGAUAUAAUUUUAAAUAAUAAAAAAAAAGAAAGCAAAGAAGAAAUUAAUAGUAGAAAUGAUAUGCCUGAAAACAACGAUCUAGAACAAUUUUUAAAAUAUUCUCUUAAUGAAAUAAAAAAAAAUUAUUCUUCAGUAGAUGAACAAAUAGUUAGAAAAAACGAUGAUAUUAACAUAACACAUUUAAAUAAAAAUGAAUUUUCUGAAAAUGUACCUCCAAAAAAAAUGAAUAUAAAUUUAUUUUAUAACAAUAAUAAAGUAGUUAAUCAUGAAAAUAUAGAAAAUUUUAAAAAUGAAAAAGAAAAAGAAGAAAAUUCUAAAAUUCCUUUUAGUGAAACGAAACAAAUUGUUGAUUUAAUUUUUUCUGAUAAUGCAGAACAAAAGACAAUAAAUGAAAAUGAAAACGAUAUAAAAAAAAAUAUGGAUUACAAUAGUAAUAUUGAUAUAAUUAUGUCAAAUCAUAAAGAUGCUUUAAAGAAGUUUAUGGAAUUUGAAGAGGAUAAUGAAGAAGAAAGUGAACAUCAAGAGGAAAAAAAAGCAUAUGUAAGUGAAUAUUUAGAAAAAAAAAGAGAAUUACAAAAAGAUGAUGAAUAUAAAGAAUAUGAAAUUGAAGAAGAAGAAGAAGGAGAAGGAGAAGAAGGAGAAGGAGAAGAAGAAGAAGAAUAUGAAGUGAAAAAAGAAGAUGAAAAAGAGGGAGUAAAUAACAAUAAUAAUGAAGAAAAAGUCAAGGAUAAUAAAAAGCUUAAUGUAAUUUUUGAGGAUAAAAAUGAUUGGAAAAAUAUUGAAAAGAAAAAAUACAAUAAUUUAAAAGAUGAUGAAGGAGAAAGAGAUAAGGAGGAAGAAGAAAAAUCAAACUACAAAAAUAAUGAAAUAUUUGAACAAAAGGAAAAUAACUUGAAUUCUUUUUUACAUCAAUUAGGAUUUUUUAGGAAUAAUAAAUCAAAUGAAUGUAAUAAUAAUUUAGAUGAAAAAAAUAAAAAUGAAUUUUAUAAGGAUAAUUCUAUUUUUAUUAAUGAAUUAAAAGUUAAUGAAAGUAACAUAGAGGAGGAAUCAGUAAAUCAGAAUGAUGAAAUAUACAAGGAAAAUAAAAAAAGCAAAAAUAACUUAAACAAUGUAGAAAUAAAUACUAGUACUAACAAAGAAGAUGAUAUUAUUGUGACUAAUCCUAUUAAUGAUACGAAUAAUACUAUUAAUAUAUAUAGAAGAAAAAAGCAAGAUAAUAAAAGAAAGGAUAUUAUAGAUGAAAAAUUUGAAGGUGAGAAAAUAUCAAUAGAUAUUCCAGAUGAUUUAAUGAAAAAAAUGUGUGAAGAGAUAUAUAAAAACAUUAGUGUAGGAAUAUCUCAAAUUAUAUGUGAAGAAUUAAAAGAUAAAAAUAUUUUAAGUGGGAUCAGUUCAACUAUUUGUAACAAGAUUAAUAAAGAUAUAAAUGAAGAAAAUAAAUAUGCAGAUGACAAGAUAUAUAAGCAAAUGGGAAGUAUCAUUACUAACUAUAAUAAAAAAAUAAAUGAGAUGAAAGAAGAAAUAAUGAAUUUAAAAAAUUAUAAUAAAAAUAUAAAUGUGAAAUUAAUAUCUAUGAACAAUAAUUUAAGUAAAAUAUAUGAAGCCAUUAAAAAUAAGUCAUACUUAAAAAAUCAGAAAGAUAAUACAUAUGAAAUAAAAUUAGAAAGAAUUUUAAAUGAGAUAAAUGGCUUCAAAAAAUAUAUGAAUACUAUGAUGAGUAAAUUUUCGGAAAAUUUAGUAAAUACGUGUGAAGAUAUGAAGAAUUAUUUUAGUAAAACAAUAAGAGGAAAUAAUGAUAAUUUAAAAAGAAUUAUUCUUCAAGAUUUGAAUAAUAAAAUAGAGGAAAUGAAACAUAUCGAUUUAAAAAAUAAUGCAUUUAAUAAAGAGUUAGUUGAAUUUUUUAACAAUGGUCAUCAAAGUGCAUUAAAAAAAAUAAUGCCAUCUGUUAUAUCAUCAGAAAUUCAGAUUCAAUUUGCCAAAAGCGUUGUACCAGGUAUGAGAGAGGCAUAUAAUACAGGAUUUCAAUCCAUUAAAGAAUCACUUAAUGCAUUAUUAUUAGAAAAUAAAAAUUGGUUGAGUAAAGAAUUAUAUGGGAUAGAAAAAGUAAUAUACGAAAAAUCAAAAAAAAAUAAUGAAGAUAUUUUAUUAUGUGUAAAUAAUAAAAUGGAAGAACUAGAAAAAGAAAUAAAAAUAUAUACUUACAACAUUAAUCAACAAAUUAAUUAUUUACAUGAUGACAUUAAUGUAUUGAGUAAAUCCCCAUUGCAAUUAAAUGAUCAGAAUAAAAGCAUUGAUGGUAAUAAUUUAGAUAACGAAAGUAGUAAUAAUAAUGCUAUUAAAAAAAAUAAUAGUAAUAGUUCAAUCGUUGAAUUAAAAAAAAAUAAUGAUUAUAAUUCUCAUCAAGAAAAUGAUCCAUCUGAUAUUAUAAUAAAAGGAAGAAUUAACCAUUUGUUAAGUGAACAUGAAUAUGAUCAGGCUUUUACAUUAGCAUUAUCAAUAGAUAUUGAAAAAAAUACUAAUGCAUAUUGGAUACUUCAAUUAUGUUAUAGAUUUCAUUCAAAUCUUUUAUUAGAUGAUAAUUUACCAAUUAGCCAACCUGCAUUAUUAGGCAUAAGUAAAAUUUUGUGUGAAUCAUUAACGAAAUCUUCUGAAUUAUCUUUGGAGGAAGCUGAUUUUCGUAUUAAAUGGAUUCGUGAAUGUUUGUUACAAUUAGAUGUGAAUCAUUCUGAUUUAAUUAAAACAAAUGCUUUUAUGUUUAUUCAGAAUAUGCUUAAUCAUAUUUGUAGUUUUAGUUAUGAUAUAGAAAAUAAAAUUCGCAAAGCAAAUGAAAAUACUACAAACUUUUAUAAAAAUGUAGAUUUAAAAAAUAAUUUACUUUUAAGUACGGAUUCAAUAACCAAUGAAAAUGUAAAUCAUAUUUUGUGUUUGAAUGAAGUGGAAUCAUUGAAUAAUAAAGAUCUUCAUUUAAUUUCAAAACAAAAUAAUCAUUAUGAUAAAAAUAUGCUUCUUAUAUUACAAGAUAAGUUAAUUCAAAUUAGGAAAUUAUUAAAAAGGAUCAUUAAAAACUUAAGUAAGAAAGAUAAUGUGUAA